Messenger RNA from Drepanopeziza brunnea f. sp. 'multigermtubi' MB_m1, 1071 nucleotides. RefSeq lists its product as uncharacterized. The record is from RefSeq and is a predicted model, not a curated record. Lineage: Eukaryota; Fungi; Ascomycota; Leotiomycetes; Helotiales; Drepanopezizaceae.
AUGGCUUGGCAGUACGAGGCUGAGGCUGAGGCUGAGGCUGAGGCUGAGGCCGAGGCCGAGGCCGAUUACCAUUUCUUACUCUACACACUCGACAUUUCCACGUUGAUGCUUCUCCUGGAUUCUACUUAUAUCUUACUUCUGACCGACACCUCGAAUACUUGCAUAGUAAGGUACCAGUUGCGAGAGGAGAACAAGGCACAGAUCAGACGGACCCAAAGUAUUUACCCCACGUUCAUUCUACUGCAACUACAAACAAACAUGGCCAAGCGCUCACGAGAAGACUUUGAGCCGUCCUCCUCUCCCGAGCUGGAGUCCGAGUCUGUAGGAGAAACUCCAGCUACUGCUCGAUUAGUCGUUCAUCCUAGCACGAUCCAGAUCCCUUGCUCGACUUCAAAAUUCGUCCACCUCGACCUUGAAAUUAGCGGUGAAGCUCCUAUAGAAAUGCGAUGUUCUCUCCCACCACAUCGCGGAGUUUUGACUUUUGCUUCUUAUGAUGAAUACGAUGUUCAUUAUGCUCAAACGCAUACCAAUCGAUGCCUCGAGUGCAGGAAGAAUUUCCCUACAGAGCACUUUCUGACUCUCCACAUCGAGGAAAACCACGAUGCCAUGACCAGUUUGUUGAGAGAGCGAGGCGAGAAGACUUACUCUUGCUUUGUUGAAGACUGCGACCGCAAAUGCUCAACUCCACAGAAGAGACGCAUGCAUCUGGUGGACAAGCACAUGUUUCCCAAAGACUAUGACUUCUACGUAGUGAACGAUGGGAUCGAUCGUAGGAGUUCCAUGCUGCGGUCGGGGAAGAACCGCAGACGAAGCUCAACAGCCCAACACCUCAUGGAAAUCGAAGAAAGAAACAGACGCCGAAGCCCUACUCUGCGAAGCACCGAGGAGACCGACGGAAGUGGGCCCGAGAGAAAAGAGACAUCCGAGAUGCCUCUCAGUCCUCCCAGUUCCAAGGAGAACACAGAUAUGGAUUGCUUGUCGGGUGCCAUGUCCGCUCUGAAGUUUGUGCCUCCGAGUGUCAGAUUCGGCCGUGGUCGAGGACGAGGGCGAGGUGGAUUCAGUAGGAGUUGA